This is a messenger RNA of Frieseomelitta varia, 1583 nucleotides long. RefSeq names its product V-type proton ATPase subunit d (gene VhaAC39-1). The coding region runs from base 110 to 1156 and encodes 348 amino acids. The record is from RefSeq and is a predicted model, not a curated record. Lineage: Eukaryota; Metazoa; Arthropoda; Insecta; Hymenoptera; Apidae. Gene Ontology annotation, cellular component: early endosome; lysosomal membrane; proton-transporting V-type ATPase, V0 domain. Gene Ontology annotation, molecular function: proton-transporting ATPase activity, rotational mechanism. Gene Ontology annotation, biological process: proton transmembrane transport; vacuolar transport; vacuolar acidification. The transcript has 6 exons.
CAAACUUCUCACCAGCUAGUCAUAUGAUCGACACGAAAAAGGGCGAGUCCGAUUUCAACUUUGACGUAUCCGUAUUUCAAUUGAAGUAAUUGUGAAGUAAACGGCUAAAAUGAAGGGUUGUAUGUUCAACAUCGAUGGAGGAUAUUUAGAAGGUCUUUGUCGCGGAUUCAAGUGUGGAAUUCUUCAACAAAGUGAUUAUCUUAAUCUUGUACAAUGUGAAACUCUUGAAGAUCUGAAACUACAUUUGGCUGGUACAGAUUAUGGUAGUUUUUUAGCUAACGAGCCAUCACCACUGUCUGUCAGUGUGAUUGAUGAUAAAUUAAGAGAAAAGCUCGUUGUGGAAUUUCAACACAUGCGCAACCAUUCUGUAGAACCGCUAUCACAAUUUUUAGAUUUCAUUACUUAUAGUUACAUGAUCGAUAACAUUAUUUUACUAAUUACUGGAACUUUGCAUCAAAGACCAAUUUCAGAACUGAUUCCUAAGUGCCACCCUCUUGGCAGUUUUGAACAAAUGGAAGCCAUUCAUGUAGCAGCUACGCCUGCUGAGCUUUAUAAUGCUGUUUUAGUGGAUACUCCUUUAGCACCUUUCUUUGUGGAUUGUAUUUCUGAACAAGACUUAGAUGAAAUGAAUAUAGAAAUAAUCAGAAAUACGUUAUAUAAAGCUUAUUUGGAAGCAUUUUAUAAGUUUUGUAAAGAAAUUGGUGGAACAACUGCAGAUACAAUGUGUGAAAUACUUGCGUUUGAGGCUGAUAGACGAGCGAUUAUUAUAACUAUUAAUUCAUUUGGAACCGAAUUGGGUAAAGAUGAUAGAGCAAAAUUGUAUCCACGUUGCGGUAAAUUGAAUCCAGAUGGAUUAGCUGCACUGGCAAGGGCUGACGAUUAUGAACAAGUCAAAGCUGUAGCUGAAUAUUUUGUUGAAUAUAGUGCCCUAUUUGAAGGUGCAGGUAAUAAUCCUGGUGAUAAAACUUUAGAAGAUAAAUUUUUUGAACAUGAGGUUCGCUUAAACGUUCAUGCUUUCCUUCAACAAUUUCACUUUGGAGUAUUUUACAGUUAUCUUAAAUUAAAGGAACAAGAAUGUCGUAAUAUCGUAUGGAUAGCGGAAUGUGUUGCACAAAAGCAUCGUGCUAAAAUAGAUAAUUACAUUCCAAUUUUUUAAUAAGUUUCUCGAUAUUUUGUUGAUCAUUUAUAUUUAACUAUGCAACAAUAUCAUACACAAAAAGUAAACUUUCAUUUUUAUUUUUAUUUCUUGAUUGUGAAUAACUAAUAAUUCUACAGUAUUUCAUAUCAUGGAUAAAAAGGAAGUGUAAACUGAUAAAAAUAUAUAAUUAUUUAAUUAAUUAAAAUAAAAAUGACUAUGUGUCUAGCCAAACUGAACAGAUGUAAUUAUUUAGUAUUAUUGUCAUACAUAACAAGAGUUUACAUCAUAUAAAUGUACAUAGUGUAUUUUAUUGUAGAUCAGUAUAUAUUAUGUUUGAUAUUAUCUGAUGUUGUAAUUAUUGACUCUAUUGUAAUAUAAAAUAAUAUAUAAUGCAUUCCAUAGGUUUAAAAUAUUAAAUUCAAAUAAUAAUAUCUUAUAAAUUAAA